Caretta caretta (loggerhead turtle) is the source of this 2432-nucleotide messenger RNA. RefSeq names its product actin related protein 1B (gene ACTR1B). The record is from RefSeq and is a predicted model, not a curated record. NCBI's taxonomy places the organism in Eukaryota, Metazoa, Chordata, Testudines, Cheloniidae.
CUCCCGAGGGCCGGUUUGGUUGCGCAGGGUGGGUGGUUGCGGGGCUGCAGCGUCGAGUGACUGAGCCGAGCCCGGAGCCGCGUCCCCCGCCCGGCGGCCCCGCCCCGCCCCGCCCCGGCCCGGCCCGGCCCCGCCAUGGAGUCCUACGACAUCAUCGCCAACCAGCCCGUGGUCAUCGACAACGGUUCCGGGGUUGUCAAGGCUGGCUUUGCUGGUGACCAGAUCCCGAAAUACUGCUUCCCGAACUAUGUGGGGCGCCCAAAGCACGUCCGGGUCAUGGCGGGGGCGCUGGAGGGGGAUCUCUUCAUCGGCCCCAAAGCAGAGGAGCACCGGGGCCUGCUGUCCAUCCGCUACCCCAUGGAGCACGGCAUCGUCCGGGACUGGAACGACAUGGAGAGGAUCUGGCAGUACGUGUACUCCAAAGACCAGCUGCAGACCUUCUCCGAGGAGCACCCGGUUCUCCUGACGGAAGCCCCCCUAAACCCCUGCAAGAACCGCGAGAAGGCGGCUGAGGUUUUCUUCGAGACCUUCAACGUUCCAGCGCUUUUCAUCUCCAUGCAGGCCGUCCUCAGCCUCUACGCCACCGGCCGCACGACGGGGGUGGUGCUGGACGCGGGGGACGGCGUCACGCACGCGGUGCCCAUCUACGAGGGCUUCGCCAUGCCGCACUCCAUCAUGCGGGUGGACGUGGCCGGGCGGGACGUCUCGCGCUACCUCCGCCUGCUGCUGCGCAAGGAGGGCUACGACUUCCACACCUCGGCCGAGUUCGAGGUGGUCAAGAUGAUAAAGGAGCGGGCCUGCUACCUGUCCAUUAACCCCCAGAAGGACGAGGCGCUGGAGACGGAGAAGGUGCACUAUAGCCUGCCAGACGGGAGCACGCUGGAGGUGGGCCCGGCCCGCUUCCGAGCCCCUGAGCUGCUCUUCCAGCCAGACCUGGUGGGGGACGAGAGUGAAGGGAUCCAUGAGGUCCUGGCCUUUGCCAUCCAGAAAUCCGACCUGGACCUGCGGCGGACACUCUUCGCCAACAUCGUGCUGUCCGGCGGCUCCACGCUCUUCAAAGGGUUUGGGGACCGGCUGCUCAGCGAGGUGAAGAAACUCGCCCCAAAAGAUGUCAAAAUUAAGAUCUCUGCCCCGCAGGAGCGGCUGUACUCCACGUGGAUCGGCGGCUCCAUCCUGGCCUCGCUGGACACCUUCAAGAAGAUGUGGGUGUCCAAGAAGGAGUACGAGGAGGACGGGGCACGGGCCAUCCACCGCAAGACGUUCUAGGGUGCGGGGCCAGCGGGCAGCUGGUGGGUGGGGGCGUGUCCUCCCGUUACCCCUUUCCAAUCCAGGGCUGCUAGCACCAGCCCCGCUCCCGGGGCCUCGUCAGCCCCCUCGCUCCCCCCUUCAGCUGGACCCCUCCGAGCCGCUCAUCUAUGCGCACACGGCCCCCAGGGCCUUGAUCCCUGCUGCCCUGGCCGCACCUGCACCUGUGGGGAGGCUGGCAGCCUCAGCCCUCGACCCCUUGGGGCCUUCAGAGCCCCUGUGGCCGGGGGCUUUGUGUGAUGGGGCCAGAGUGCCCUAGCCUGCUUAGUGAUCGUUGGAAGCCCAGCCAGGGCAUCUGGGGGCAGCGACCCCAUGGGAGCUGGGCUUCGGCCUGAGGGUAGAUGGGGCUCCUAGUUCUAGCCCUAGGAGAGCCUGCUGGGGCACAUGGAUCCAGCACCCCCUGGCUGCCCUCAGCCCCUGCUGCUGAGGAGGGGUGGGAGCCACCCCCAGAGGCCUGGAGCAAAGCCCUGGUGCCACAAGGAUGGGUGGGCUCGGCCCACCCUGUUCCGGGCCGUGCUGGGGCCAAGCUCCUUCCAAUGGGGGCAGAUUCCUCCCGCUGUGGAGGCGAGCUGGGGUGCGGCUGGCUCUGGCCCAGGCAGGGCUGUGGCUGCCGGCCCCGGCUGCAGCCUUGGAGUCACAGCCCCUAGCUCGCCAGAGCCGUGUGAUCAAAGCCUGGAGAGCAGCCGCCUCGUGGUGCUACACUAGCCCCCGGCAUUAGCCACACCACAGCCGCUGGUAGCCAUGGCCCCUUGCCUUGUGCCUGGAGGGGGUCUCUGGGGCCCUGGGGGCAGGGCAGUGGCGUGCCUGGCCCUGUGGGGCAAGUACCAACCCUGGAUUGGAAAGGGGUGAACCCCUGAACUUUUCCUAAAGGGCAGCAACUCAAUCACCUGCCCCAGUGCGAGGUGAGGGGCUGUGGGGCGCCUGGCGGGGCAGAGCUCAGCUCUCUUGCCCCGGGCUAGUGGCCUGUGUCUGGAUCUCAGCUUCUCCCGGUACCUCCCUGCUGAGCGGCUGCUGGUGCCCCGGACCCCCUGGAGGCCCCUGCCCACGCCCGGCUGCAAUGUACAAAACUGAACACAGUUGCCUGUAUUUUUUUUUGUAAAUUCAUUAUAGUAAUAAUUAUAAAUUAA